UGUUUCCCGCCAUCACAUUUCCACAACAGCUGUGUGCACGCAACAAGUGACUGCCAAAUUAGUGUUGUAAAGUGUGGUAUUGAUUUAAAAAUAUGGAGCCUGUUGAACAUCACAAACGCUUUGAGUACUGCACAACGAGAUUGCAAUACAGACAGGGACGUGAAUUAAAGGCAGUUAAAGUCUAUUCCGUUGCUACGGAGUCCAAGCACUUGAUGGUUUUCGGCGUACCCAAGGUUAAUCUACAUGCGAACAUUAAGAAUAAAUUACAGGGCUUUGGGAAAUUACUGUCCUGCAUUUGUGUGACAUCGGAAAUGGCUAAGAAGAUGGAUCUUGAAGCAUUCACAGAUGUCUUUGCUGUACAUUUCGAGCGAGUAGAGCAGGCUCGUCGUGCUAAGAGGCAACUAGAUGCGAAGCAAUUCUUUGGUGGCAUUUUGCACAUAUCUUAUGCACCUGAGAGAGAAACACCCCAAGAGCUAAGGGAGAAAUUUGUGCAGCGUCGCAAAGAGAUUGGUCAUCGCAUACAGCGGAAUCUGGCAGAGCAACCACUUAAGCCUAAGCAGACGAAGCAGAACGAAGUGGUAGAUAUUUAAUAAUUUAUAGUUGUGGCGCUUUAUUGAACCUAAUCCAGGAUAACACGAGCCUCUACGGCCCAACAAUCUUUUUUUUAGAUUCGCUAGUGCAAUGUGUGUAUUUCACAAAAUUUUGUACAAUUGCAUAUUGUCACUUGUAUUACUUUUGUUUCGUUCUGCGGAGUUCGUGGUAAUAGUUCAGCAGACUAAUACGUUUCGCCCACAAUUGGGAUCCAUAGUGGGCCCAGAAACUGCAAAAGAUUGCAUAUUAACAGAUAAUUCAAAAGUAACCCAUAACAAAGUAUACUUACAUGCCGAACAUGGCACCACCUAAAUGCGCUGCAUGAUCAAAGAACUUCCAGCCCAUAACACAGCCUGCAAAGUCAAUGCCCAUGAUCACUUUAAUAGCUGCGCCGGCAGAGAAUGUAACUGUAGGCAGGAACAAUAUGCUCAACUGGGUUUCAGGAUACUGUGCACAAACAUAGGCCAAGACGGUCAUGAUGGCUCCCGACUGCAUGAACGCGGAAUUAGAGACUCGGUAAUUGAGAAUGUGUAGAUGAAAUGGAUAAUUGAACGUACCGCACCCAAAGACAUGCCCGGAUGUUUUGUGCCCGCCUUGUAAAGAACGCUCAUCAAGCUGGAGAAGACGCCGGCACUCAAAUAGACGGCCAUGAAUUGCUCUUUGCCCAAGGACAAAACGGCUGCAUUGGAAAAGCUGUGGAGAACAUACAUAUUGGCAAAUAUAUGCAUAACUGAGUAGUGACUGAAUGUCGACAGGAACAUUGGCCAGCAAACGAUACCUGCAAUAAAAUAAUUAAAAUACAAUUUAAAAAAAAACUGUAAUUAUGUAAUCUUAUCGAUUUAAAUGUGAUUGAACUCACGCGCUGCCGGAUUUGAUGUGAAAUAUGUUAACAUUGUGGUGCGCAAAGCUGGAACACGCCACAGACCAAACGCCAACAAGUUAGCUACUAGGAUUGGUGCAAAUGUCUUAUCGCCAGGCGAUAGGGAAUCCCAAAAGCGUCGCACAUCCUGUUUCAACUGCCACCAGCUAUCACGAUCCGCUAUCGAUCGAUUUUGAAACCACCCGAAACGUGCCUGCUUUGCCUUUGAUAUAAUCAUGCUACGUGUAUUCUCGUACUCCAUUAUGGUCGCUCCAGCAAAACAGCCGACACUGAACUAAAAUUCAAACAAUGAAUUAAAACACAGAUCAUAUGUGGCUUAAGAAUAGAAUUCACUUACUGCUCCUGUGAACGCCACCGCUUUGAUAACAUUAUUUACCGGCACCGAAUUGCCAUCUGUCGCCGGUUCUCCAACAUUGGGUUUUAUGUUACUACUCCUCGUUCUCUGUGCGUGGAAAUGACGAACUGGCGGCUGCCAAAAUCUUUGAUUGGGCUGGAUGUGUCUGCUAGCAAUAUUUGCAUGAAAUCUGUAACUAAGGUUCCCCCAAUCCCAUCGAUUAGAUGACAUAUAUUAUGUGGCCGGCCGGCUCUUUGAGCGCUUACUUACGUCACCUGUGAUAGCCAGCUUUGACAUAGCGCGCGAUGAACAAGCAUAAUAAUUCGGAAAUCAAGAAUUUUGCAUAAAAUAAGUAAUGUUU
Messenger RNA from Drosophila sulfurigaster albostrigata, 2166 nucleotides. RefSeq names its product RNA-binding protein 48. The coding region runs from base 93 to 590 and encodes 165 amino acids. Gene Ontology annotation, molecular function: nucleic acid binding. The transcript is spliced from 4 exons. Gene Ontology annotation, cellular component: nucleoplasm. NCBI's taxonomy places the organism in Eukaryota, Metazoa, Arthropoda, Insecta, Diptera, Drosophilidae. The record is from RefSeq and is a predicted model, not a curated record.